UUCUCCUCUUCCUCUUCCUCUUCCUCUUCCUCCUCCUAGUGUAUGCGCACCACUAGCUGCUAGUGCCCAAGAAGCCGCCAUGUCCGGAGAAGAAACUGUCGGAGAAGAUGCGGGAGCCCCUCAAACCAGCACCGUUGCUCCUCCCGCAGAGCAGCAGCAGAACGAAGGAGCAGUGGUGGAGGCAACAGCGACUGGCGGGGAGGGAAAGGCUGCUGAAGGGACAUCGGAGGAGGCUCCCGCCGUUUCUACCAGUACCACUGCUUCUGGUCGCCCGUAUAGAGCACUGGUGCUCACGGGCUUUGGUGGUUACGAGAAGGUGAAGGUGCAGAUUCGGCAGCUGCCUCAAGCGGAACCCAGUCCGGGCGCUGGCCAAGUUUGCGUGCAGGUCCGGGCCUGCGGGCUCAAUUUUGCUGACCUGCUGGCUCGCCAAGGGCUCUACGAGAGGCUUCCUUCGCCGCCCGUUAGCCCUGGCAUGGAGGCGGCGGGAAUCGUCCUGGCCGUGGGCGAGGGCGUCUCCAGCCCAAAGGUUGGUGAUAAGGUGAUGAUUAUGGCCCGGUCAGGUCUCUGGCAAGAAAUUGUGACAGUCCAAGCCAAUCAGAGUUUUCCCAUGCCGGAAGGCAUGAGCUUUGAGGAAGCAGCUGCCUUUCUGGUCAAUUACAUCACUGCCUACAUGGUUCUCUUUGAUUUUGGCAAUCUGCGCCCUGGCCAGAGUGUCCUUGUCCACAUGGCAGCAGGUGGUGUGGGAACUGCAGCCGUCCAACUCUGCAAAACCAUGGAAAACAUCACCAUUUUUGGCACAGCAUCUGCUUCCAAGCAUGAGGCCCUCAAAGAGAAUGGGGUGACUCACCCUAUUGAUUACCGGGCAGCUGAUUAUGUGGCUGAAGUCCGGAAAAUUUGUCCCAAAGGUGUAGAUGUUGUUUUGGACCCCUUAGGAGGUUCAGAUACCACAAAAGGGUUUCACCUCCUGAAACCAAUGGGCAAGCUGGUCAGUUAUGGUGUAGCCAACUUGCUAACAGGGCAGAGGAAGAACCUAAUGGCUAUGGCAAAGACCUGGUGGAAUCAGUUUAGCAUCAAUGCCUUGCAGCUGAUUCAUCUCAACAAAGCAGUUUGUGGCUACCACCUGGGCUACCUUGAGGAGGAAGUGGAGGUAUUAGCUGCUGUGGUGACCAAGCUAACUGCUCUCUACAAUCAGGGCAAAAUCAAACCAAAGGUGGAUUCUGUUUGGCCCUUUGAACAGGUGGUUGAUGCCAUGAAGCAGAUGCAAGAGAAGAAGAAUGUUGGGAAAGUUGUCUUGGUCCCUGAAGCUCCACCGAAGGAUGAAAACAAGAAAACAGAGAAUUAAAGCAAGGGCCAUGGGUGAACUAUUUGACCUCAGGUUGAUUUUGGGGGACUUUUUUUUAACUGCCUCCCCUCCCCCACACCUGACCCUUGAGGGAAGUAGGAAUGGACAGGUCUCUCACUGCUGUUAAUGGAAUAAGUGACUGAAGAAAAAAAAAUCUUGUGGUUAGUUGACCCUUUAAAGUUGAGGCAAGCUUCUAGGUUUCAUAAAAUCUUUACAGAGUGGAACUUAAAAGAUUGCCAUAUCCCAAUGAAAUUGGUUCGUUAAGUUUAAAAAAGAAAUCCAGCACUUCUUUUGCAAUCUUGAUAUUUUGCUCUUAAUGGGACCACAUAGAGAAUUAUCUGAAGUAAAAAGCAUACAAGGCCAAACCUAUCAAUUGGCAAUGUCUUUGAUUUCUUGAUCUUAAAUUUUUGAGCACACUGUUCAAAAAUGCCUAGCAAUUGUUUGUCUCUAUGACAUCUUCUCUCCUUAGCCAUCUUAGCUCACCUUUAAAUACUUAAUGAUUAGUAAGUUUAGAGAGUGUAAAACACCCAUUGUUUUAGAAGCUAUUCGCAGUUGACAGUUUCCAUAGAAACAAAUCUUUGAAUCUGCUACUUUGGAAGGGCACAUUUAACAAACAAAAAACACUAAAUAUCUUUGCAGCUGGAGGGAGAUGUGAGGAAGGGAAUUUUGUCUCUGGGGUAUUCAUUUACCUUGGUGCAACAAAGCUACCACUGCUUCCUGCUAUAUGAAAAUCCUCUGUGCUAUAUAGGUAAAGCUCAUAUAUCAUAUUUUUUGUCAAAAUCUACUACAGAGAAUGCAAGUAUGGAAAAUCAAGGAGUUCCCAAUGAAGGCAAGACUCCCAAGUAUGGCUUCUUUUGGAGAGAAACACUGACGGUUUUUAUUUAAUGGUUUAUGUAGACAGACAUAUGUUUAACAGUACUAAACAACUGACUAAACUGUAAUCUCAAAAUAGUUAUAUCAUGUUUGCCAUCUCUGACUUGUGGCUUGAUAUGAGGCUGCUCUAAGAAUUAACUGUAAAAACAGCAGAGAUGUUCUCAGUCAAAGAUUGGAGAAAUACUUUAAUAACCUUAUUUCUUCUUACAAUUCUUGUUUAACUUCGAGACCCAAAAUAUCUAGAUGUGCAUCUGUGUCUUAAGAUUCACUGCAGAUUAAAUAUUAUCUUAAUAUUUUUAUGCUGUAGAGUAAGGGAAACAGGACCAAUUCUGUACAAAAAACAGAUUGAGCAAGAAAUAGUAACAGAUUUUAAAUUUGUAAGAUUCUGUCUUGAAAAAAAAUCAGUUGGUCAUUUGUGAAUGUAUCUGGAACUAUUUUUGCUAAAUAUCUUUUUUGUUGAAUAGAUUAAGUCUAAUUCUAUUUCAUUCACCACUAUUUCUGAAAGCUCUUCCUUGAAAAUCUUCAGAGGGUUUUUGUGUAUGUAUGUCAGUAAUAUUUUUGCUAUUUUAGGAAUUUGAUUCUCAGAGUAUAUCUCAGCACUUUGAAUUAUCCAGUUUUAAAGUUCCUCCUAUUUCCAGGAGUGUUGCCAAUCUACUAUGGGUGAGGCUGUUAUCCAUCUUCAUAUUCCAGUAAACAAAAUAUCCAAGAAAAGACAAAGAUCCCAAGUUGCUUCCUUGGAUUUUUCUUUUGAUUCUCACAGUUAUGGCAGAAAAAGCCUAAAUCUAAUGUUCUGUUCUUUUAUUGUACUAGGAAAAAAUAUUUUCAGUAGAUUGUAUCAGCUAAGCAUUUUUCUUUCUGGCAAUUCUUUUUCUUUCACACAUCCAAAAGCCAUCUAUGAAAAUGUUGAGACCAAUCCUCAAUCCUCACAGAAAAUAUAUAUUUGUGAGGGGUCCUUGGUGCUCUCUGAACUUGCUUGUUUUCUUGCAGAUGUUUCAUUACCC
Messenger RNA from Thamnophis sirtalis, 3216 nucleotides. It is a transcript of the gene VAT1, whose product is annotated as vesicle amine transport 1. Gene Ontology annotation, molecular function: oxidoreductase activity; zinc ion binding. Gene Ontology annotation, biological process: negative regulation of mitochondrial fusion. Gene Ontology annotation, cellular component: mitochondrial outer membrane. NCBI's taxonomy places the organism in Eukaryota, Metazoa, Chordata, Lepidosauria, Squamata, Natricidae. The record is from RefSeq and is a predicted model, not a curated record.